AUGGAUACGCCACAAUCACCUCAAGUUCGGGUCCCUGGCAAAACCCCCGAAAAAACCCAACCCGAACCCCAUGCGAUUGCGACUGCAAACCACAAUUCCACCGAGGUAGAUAUGGGAGGAACACAGGAGACAAGCCAACCUGAACCUGUAGCUGCGCAAGAAGAUUCAAUUCUUAUAUAUGUGCAGGUAGAGGAGCCACCCGCUCUAAAGAAGAACGUAGGCUUCAACUUCCUUGACUUCCUGACUUCACCCAUAGUUGAGAUUAUCGUUGGGAAAGGCGAGGAUGAGACUGUUAUGACAGCUCAUCAAUCCCUCCUGAUGGAGGCGCCACUACUAGCCGAAUUUGUUACAACCUUUGAAGCGUCAAGCCCGCGACGCAUCACCCUACCAGAAGAGGACGUCGAUGCCUUUGGUUGCUUCCUCCAGUUCCAAUAUACGCGUGAUUACACUGUCGUUCAAACGGAAACACCUGCGGAAACAGCCGAAGACAAGAGCGGCGAUGAGUUGCUGCGCCAUGCGCGCAUCUACACGCUGGCAGAGAAGCUGGGCCUGCCAACCCUGCAGCGCAUUGCCCAUGGCAAGAUUCACAAGGUCAAGAGCUCGCCUCACGCGGAGCUUUCAUAUGCCCGUUACGUAUACACCCAUACACCAAUAACAGACACUACCAUUCGGAAGCCUGUGGCGACUUACUGGGCGAACCAAAGCCACGUGCUGCGCCAGGAGGUCGGGGACGACUUUAGGAAGCUGUGCAUUGAAGUCCCAGAGUUUUCUUUUGAUGUUUUGACUAUCAUUCUGGAUCGCAAGCUGAAGAACGGAUCGGCGGAUGAGAUUAAGGAAGGUGCGCGCAAGCGUAGAAGAGACAUCUAG
Molecule: messenger RNA, 867 nt
Organism: Penicillium concentricum
Lineage: Eukaryota; Fungi; Ascomycota; Eurotiomycetes; Eurotiales; Aspergillaceae
Exons: 3
Coding region: 1-867 (288 amino acids)
Source: RefSeq, a predicted model, not a curated record